Molecule: messenger RNA, 3354 nt
Organism: Sclerotinia sclerotiorum 1980 UF-70
Lineage: Eukaryota; Fungi; Ascomycota; Leotiomycetes; Helotiales; Sclerotiniaceae
Exons: 6
Coding region: 1-3354 (1117 amino acids)
Biological process (GO): phosphorylation; phosphorelay signal transduction system
Molecular function (GO): phosphorelay sensor kinase activity; protein binding
Source: RefSeq, a predicted model, not a curated record
AUGGCAGAAUUAAAGCAUUUCUUUAUGUUUGGUCAAGUCCCAAUAUCCUCAGUUCUAUUUCCCCAGUCCAUGGCUGAACUUCAUGGAUAUUUCACAUACAAGAUACUAGAUCAGCAUCGGAAAGCGCUUUGGGAGAAUCGGAAAGCAGGAGCUCUUUUAGGCAGCACAGAUUCUUUGAGUGGAAUAAUAGGAAAGGAUUUGGAUGAACUUGGUGUCAAAUUACUGGAUGAUCGAUCAUGGGCUUCGGUUCUAAAUGAUAUUGAGCUCCUUCAAUCUGGCGAUACAUGUUUACCAGCUGAUAGGGAUUUGAGCUUGCGUGAUGGGCUCCAGGUCCUGGUAAAGAAUGAGUCCAAGUGGAACAAUCAGAAAAGAAGUUUUCGAGUCUGCAUUGAGCUUUUGAAUGGGGAUCAUGGUCUUCAUUUUAUUCUGUCCUUCGAAUCAUUGGCGCGCAUGGAAGGGGCUUCAGCCAAUUCGGGGACAGAAUCAAUACCAAAUUCAAAAAAGACACAAGCAUCGCUUAUGAGAGACGAUAAUUUCUGUGCUCUCCGGAAUGCAGUGUUUGAUAAUGUUGACACAGCGGCAUUUCUCCAGACCGUAGAUGGGGAAUCAUACUUAGCAAAUCGCAAAGCUCGAGAGAUUCUAGGGGAGUGUGUAGGAGGAGAGAGUGGAUGCGAAGGGACCAUCUUUCGAGAUGCGCUACAAAUAUGGGAUGAAACAUUCACUCGUCAAUUGCCAUUUGAUGAAUAUCCCGGAGUGGUGUUGGCAAAAACCCAACGACCCUUCGCUGAUUAUAGAUGCGGAUUCAUACACCCCAUAAGCGGAGAUCGCAUAACAACUAUAGUUACGGGAGAAUGCCUCUACGACGUGGCUGGGGCCUUUUUAGGGGCAAUUUGCUGGUGCGAAGAAAUUCAGAAAUUUGAAGAUUACCUGAUGGAGAAACAACAAAACCUACUACGAAGCCAUGAAACAAUUUGUGAUCUGAUGCCGCAUCUGGUGUGGACCACAACUCCAGACGGCUAUGGCGACUGGUAUUCUAAGCGGUGGUAUGAAUACACAGGCAUGUCUGAAGAAGAAUGUCUUGACACCGGGUAUAGACGCACGAUUCAUCCGGAUGAUUGGUCUUUCCUUGUGGAAAAAUGGGAAGAAGGUCGAAGAACACGUCAACAAUGCGAGGUUGAGGUAAGGUAUUUAAGGCACGAUGGAGUAUAUAGAUGGAUGCAUACAAGAGCACAGCCACUAGUUGAUGGUAACGGGAAUGUUUUGAAGUGGUAUGGAACAAAUACAGAUAUCACUGACGUAGUGAUGUCGCGAAUUGAGGCUAAGAGGAACAAACAUCAAAUGUUGACAGUUCUCGCUCAUGCUGAAGUCAGCCUGUUUUGUGUGGAUGAGAAUCGGCUGGUUACUAUGGCAGAAGGGGGAAUGUUAUGGGGCACUAAGCCUGAAAAUUUGUCCGAAAGCAAGGCAAAUCUGAUUGGAAAAGAUAUCAUCGAAAUUAUGCAAGGCACCCAAACAGGAGGGUUACCAGGUCGGUUGUUUCUUCUUCUGCAUCAAUCAUUCAUCAAUAUUAAUUUGCUCACAGGUCAUGAGAAUUCUAUCCUCCAGAUCCUGGCUGGAAAAGUAGAGAUGGCAACGUGCGAAGAAAAAAUAGGAGAUCGAAGUUACCGUACACGAUUAGUAGCAGAUCUCGAACAUAGUAGUGAUGAUGGCGGACAAGUACCAAAGGUCAUUGGAUGCUUGGGCUUGAGUAUUGAUAUCACGGACGUUGAAAAACGGGCGCAAUUAGAGAUUGAUAACACGAGGUUGAUGCUUGAGGAACAAGCAGCUAAAGAUUCAUCUAAAAUGAAGAGUCAAUUCUUGGCCAACGGUAUCAUUGGUAUGGUUGACCUACUCAGCGAAGACACAACUUUGACAUCUUCGCAACGCGAAUACGUGUCCAGUAUCCAACUCUCUGGACGAGCCCUCCUGACUAUUGUCAAUGACAUCCUCGACUUUUCCAAAAUCGAAUCCGGCCGUCUCGACAUUGAAGAGGUUCCUUUUAAUCUUUGUUCCAUCGUGGGAGAGUUAUGUAAAUUGUUGAGCAUCUUUGCGAAUAAGAAGAAUUUAGGAUUUACUUAUGAAAAUGAGGUUGACGAAGAUCUAGAGGUUUUAGGGGAUCCGGGACGAAUCAGACAAGUGCUAUCAAAUCUGUUAACUAACUCGUUGAAAUUUACGGAGAACGGAUCUGUCAAGAUGAGCGUGAAAGGCAAGAGAAUACCGCAAUCAGAUAGUAUUGGCAAUGAUAGAGUUGAGAUCAGUUUCGUGAUUACAGAUACUGGGAUUGGAAUUUCCAAAACGACCUUGAAAAAAUUAUUCAAGCCCUUCAGUCAAGGGGAUUCUUCAACGGCGAGGCUAUACGGGGGAACUGGUCUAGGCCUAACUAUAUCAAGAAAUCUCGCAAGUCUGAUGUCGGGUACUAUAGCUCUUAAGUCUGAGGAAGGAGUUGGGAGCAUAGCUACAUUCACAAUUCCAUUAAAGAUAUCCUCCUAUUGCCGCUACCCUCAUCAGUCUACAGAUCCUUAUAAACCCAGUUCUUCUUUCACUAGUAAUAAGUUCAGUACGCAAUCUCGCGCGAGUCGGUUAAAUGGUGUUCCGGCAGGGGGUAGACAAGCAACCCAACAGUUUAUAAAUCAGCAAAUUUCAACAAGUCACACCAAUCAUGUCAUGCCUUCAUAUUUGCGGAAUGGGAAAUGCGAGGUAGAAUACAGACGGAAAUUUUCACUAGAGGAACGAGCCGAGGUCCUUGUUCUAGUCGUUGAAGAUAAUGCCAUAAACCAAACCAUCGCAUUAAGGACCGUCCGAAACUUGGGAUUUCAAGCAACAGCUGUUUGGAACGGACGAGAAGCACUGGAUUACUUGAGCAAUCCUGGACUAUCUAAGCCCAGACCAGAUAUAAUAUUGAUGGAUGUGCAGAUGCCCAUCAUGGAUGGUAUGGAAGCUACAAGAAUACUAAGGACGAAUAAAGAGUAUGAGAAGGACCCAGAACUUGAUAUGCCGACCCCAGAAGCUGCAAAUAACUUCACCAGCACGGGAAGUCCGGAUGGCAGUAAAAUGGAAAUGAAGAGUUCGGUAAACAGGUCAAAACCCAAUACGGUUGUGCACCAGAAACAACGCAAAGUUAGAGAUCUUCCUGUGAUAGCUAUGACAGCUAGUGCCAUAGAAGGAGAUGAAGAAAAGUGUAUCGAGGCGGGAAUGGAUGGAUAUUUGAGCAAACCUGUUGAGAAGGAAAGAUUAGAGGAAACCUUGAUUUACUGGGCGCAAAAGACGAUAAAUGAUCGACAACUUGGAAUUGGAAUAUUGAAUGGAAGGGUUACUUAG